GCACCAUUCAGCGCCAUUUUUGCAGAAAGAGAGGCCACUUAAGGCGUGUGUGUUUUAAAGCAAGAUCUACAAUGAAACAAAUAUCUGACGGCGAAGUCAGUGGAAAGGAGGACUCAGAGCAAGAAGUGUGUAAGAUGGAAAGUAAUGGACAGAGCCCCAGCAUACGGGAUAAAAUUCUAUGUACAUUGGAAGUAAAUGAUCGUAAUAUCACAUUUGAAGUUGACACGGGAGCGCCGGUCACCAUCAUAAGUCUUGCCGAUGCGUACAAAUAUUUUUCGAAGAAAAUACGAAUUCAUGAACCAGAUUUGGAACUCUAUAGUUAUUGCAAGACGCCUAUAGAUUGCGCGGGAUACAUAUGGGUGAAAGUAAGAGCCAAAGACAUAACAAAAGUCAAAAUGUAUUUAGUACGGGCCAAUCGGAAACCAUUGCUGGGAAGAGAGUGGCUGCGGUUAGUUAAAUUGGACUGGCUGAAGAUGUUAAAAGGAAAGAGUGUGUCAUCGGUAAGCGUAAACAAAAUUCAGGAGUCGGCGAAUUUGGAAGGUCAGUUAAGGAGUAUCUUGGAGAAAUAUCCAAAUUUAUUUUCGAAGUCAGUGGGCAAAAUUAGGGGGUUUCAGGCGCGUUUGAAUAUUAAAACCGAUGCUGUCCCGAAAUGUAUGAAGGCGCGACGAGUACCUUUUCCACUGUUGCAGAGAGUGGAAGAUGAAUUAGAUGACCAAGUAAAAGCUGGAUUAUUGGAAAAAGUGGAACGUAGCGAGUGGGCUACACCAAUCGUGGUGGUCAGAAAGAAAGAUGACAAGAUACGAAUUUGUGGAGACUACAAGAUAACGAUCAAUCCGGUCUUAGUGGUGGACAAGCACCCAUUGCCUACAGUCGACGAAUUGUUUAGUACAAUGGCAGGCGGUGAAAAAUAUUCGAAGAUUGACUUGUCCAAGGCAUAUCUGCAGUUAGAAGUACAUCCAGAUGACCAAAAGUUCUUAACCCUGAGCACACACAAAGGAUUAUUUCAACCAACAAGAUUAAUGUUUGGCGUUGCUAGCGCCCCGUCUCAGUGGCAAAGAUUAAUGGAGCAGUUAUUAGCGGAUAUACCGGGUGUUAAGGUGUUCCUGGAUGACAUUAAAAUAACAGCCAAGGAUGAGAGGACACACUUAGACCGGUUAGAAGAGGUGUUAAAAAGAUUAGACCGAUACAAUAUGCGAAUAAAUCUUGCUAAGUCGGAAUUUCUGCGAGAGAGUAUUGAGUAUUGUGGUUAUGUGAUUGAUCGACAAGGAAUUCGUAAGAUACCAGCCAAGAUUAAGGCUAUUCAAGAAAUGAGAUAUCCGGCAACCAAGGACGAAGUUCGAUCAUUUUUGGGACUAGUGAAUUAUUAUGGUCGUUUUAUAAAAAAUUUGAGCUCUAUAGUUUACCCUCUAAAUCGAUUACUGCACAAAGAAGUUCCAUUUAAUUUUGAUGCUAAAUGUAAAUGGGCUUUCGAAGAAGUAAAGAGACAAGUGGGAUCAGAGGUGGUGCUGACACAUUAUGAUCCAAGAAAAAAAUUAACAUUGGCAGUGGAUGCGAGCCCUACGGGUGUGGGAGCCGUAUUGAGUCACGAAUUUGGCGAUGGAACGGAAAGACCUAUACAGUUUGCAUCGCAAACUUUAAAUGCAACACAGAGACGGUAUAGCCAAGUAGACAAGGAGGCAUACGCAGUAAUAUUCGGGGUAAAAAAGUUUUUCCAAUAUGUAUAUGGAAGGGAAUUUACUUUAAUUACCGACAAUAAAGCAAUAUCACAGAUUUUUGCGCCUGACAAGGGAUUACCGGUAUUGUCUGCAACGCGUAUGCAACAUUACGCAGUAUUCCUGGAAUCUUUUGAUUACAAGAUUCGUUUGCGUAAAUCUAAGGAGAAUGGGAAUGCAGAUGCGCUAUCGAGGCUUCCUGUAAAUGAAUGCAGAAAAACAAUCAGCGAGAUUGAUCAAAUUGAAAUGGAAUUAAUUGAGAAUUUGCCAAUCACCGUCAAGGAAUUAGGACAAGCCACAAAAAAAGAUGCGGAAGUAAGACGUUUAGUAGACAGUUUGUCAUAUGGCCGGAAAUGUGAUCCUGCCGACAGUUUUGGAAUCGACCCAUCCGAAUUUAGCUUGCAACAAGGAUGCUUAUUAAGAGGCAUAAGAGUGUAUGUGCCAAAACCGCUGAGAACUAGAAUAAUACAAGAAUUACAUUCGGGACAUUUUGGUGUAUCAAAAAUGAAGUCACUUGCCAGAGCGUAUUGUUGGUGGAAAAAUUUAGAUAAGGACAUUGAAAAAGCGACAUUGAAAAGGACAGAUCGGGCGACCAGAUGUAAAGAAAGAACCGGUUCAUUGCUGGUUACCUCCGAAGAAAGUUUUCGAAAGGGUGCAUGUGGAUUACGCUGGUCCCUUUUUGGGCAAAUAUUUUUUUGUACUGGUGGAUGCUUUUAGUAAAUGGCCGGAGGUAAGGAUAGUUCGAGACAUUACCACGGAGACAACAAUCGAAGUAUGUAGAAGUAUAUUUGCGCAAUUUGGAAUACCAAACAUUCUAGUCAGCGACCACGGGACGCAGUUCAAAAGCGCGAAAUUUCAAGAGUUUUUAAAACAAAAUGGUAUCAUGCAUAAGUUGGGGGCACCGUACCACCCUGCAACGAAUGGUCAAGCAGAACGUUUUAUACAAACUUUCAAGACCAAGUUGAAGGCAAUGCCUCGUAAGGAGGAGUUACAGCGGAAAAUUUAUCAAAUUUUAUUGGCAUAUCGACGAGCAAUUCACCCGGUCACGAAUAAAUCACCAGCUAUGACAAUGUUUGGGCGACAAAUACAAAGCAGAUUGGACCUCCUACUGCCCAACAAUGAAGUCCGAGACCCCGAAAGACAAAAAACUACAAGAGAGUUAGCAGUAGGAGACGCUGUAAUGGCUCGGGAUUAUAUGGAUAAGCUUAAGUGGAAGCCUGGAAUAGUAAGAGAGAGAAUUGGUGAUUUGCAUUACAAAGUGAGGCUGGAAGAUGGUAGGUGUUGGAACAGACACAUUGAUCAAUUGAGAAAGAUUAAUGGCAGAGUAAUGCUGGAUAACGAAGUUGAGGAAACACAUAGUGCUAGUUAUGAGCCAUCAGAUUUGACUUUGGAGAAGAGAGAGAACCCUACAAGUAUGAGUAAUGCGGAACGAGAAGCAACAGACGAAUGCGUGAUGUCAGACAAUCGAGAUCAGUCCUUCGCAACGCCCCCAAGUUCUCCGGGGUCAGCAUUCAUCGGAUUUGAAGAGCCAGCAGGGAAUGGCGAGGCAGUCAACAUAAGAACGAAUCCUAGGAGGAAUAUACGGCGACCUCAUCGACUAAAUGAUUAUGUUAUCGAUACGGAUUGAAAGAGAGGGGAGAGGUGUUGUAUACGUUACGUAUUCAGUAACUACUAAACUACUAUCGAUGUAAGCAUAUGUAAUAAACACCAUCACUCAGUUGUUAUGAGUUACCUGAA
This is a messenger RNA of Musca domestica (house fly), 3449 nucleotides long. RefSeq lists its product as uncharacterized. The transcript is spliced from 2 exons. The coding region runs from base 72 to 2429 and encodes 785 amino acids. The record is from RefSeq and is a predicted model, not a curated record. Lineage: Eukaryota; Metazoa; Arthropoda; Insecta; Diptera; Muscidae.